Molecule: messenger RNA, 1866 nt
Organism: Sinocyclocheilus rhinocerous
Lineage: Eukaryota; Metazoa; Chordata; Actinopteri; Cypriniformes; Cyprinidae
Product: forkhead box protein P3-like
Exons: 15
Coding region: 170-1432 (420 amino acids)
Biological process (GO): regulation of transcription by RNA polymerase II
Cellular component (GO): nucleus
Molecular function (GO): DNA-binding transcription repressor activity, RNA polymerase II-specific; RNA polymerase II cis-regulatory region sequence-specific DNA binding
Source: RefSeq, a predicted model, not a curated record
UCGCUCUCUCACUUGCAUCUAGCUGACACUCGCACAACAGAGGCACCACAAAGGCCUUUGCUGAGGAGAAGGAUUCAGUUUAAGCACACAUAGAGUGACGUCUCAAGGAAAAGCGCCAGACAAAGAAAGGUGUGGGAGAAGGAUUACCCAGACAACAGAUGUAAAGGGAAUGCUUCAAAAUGGUGCUGGAACACACAAAGGUGGAGAUAACUGGAGUAGUCACCAAAAUCAGUACCAAGAGGAAGACCGUUCUACCUUUUCCAGCAUGCAGAUGAAGGCCAGAGGAAGCAGUUCAUCUCUGAUCUCAGGCAAACCCAUGGCUACCAAGGUGUCUGUUGCCUUGGAGAGUGAUUUCAGAGGUUCUGGCUCAUCUCACAUUCAAAAUUCCACUCUACAGCAGGAGACUGCCAGUGAAAACACAAGCAAACAUUUCAGACAGCACAGACCAUCAGUACUACGCAAAGGCAACCAGCCGUUCCCGCAAGCUUGUGGUGUUCAUGACUGGGUUGUGGACACUGUGUGUAAGACGGAACCUGACAGUGCCCUGUCAGACCCUGUGCCACUUUACACCAACCAAUCAGAAAGUCCUCAGCCUGGCAGCACAGAGCAUACUGGGAAGCAUGCAUACAGUCUUCCAGGUGGCUUUCUGUGUGUUAAAGGACAAUGUGGAUGGCCUGGGUGCUCAAAGAGCAGAGAAGUGUUCAAAGAAUAUGGACAUUUCUUAAAACACCUUUCUACUGACCAUGCUCCUGGGGACAGAAGUAUAGCCCAGUUGAGGAUCCAGAAAGACAAAUUACAAUACAUGGAGAAUCAGUUGAUUGCAGAGAGACAGAAACUGCAGGCCAUGCAGCUACACCUGUUCGACGUCAAAUCUACCUCUGAGGAUGGUAACAGUGUGGAGAAGUCAGGACAUCUGUCAGAACUCCUGCAACCUGCAGCAUGUCAGAACGCAAAUGGUGUCUAUGACAGUGACAGAGCGGCAGCUGAAGCGCUAACACAAGGAUACUGGCAGAUCUCUACCUCACAAGUUAUACCAGGGAUUAUCCCCAGUUUUGAGUAUUAUAAGUUCACAAACAUGAGGCCACCUUUCACCUACGCCUCCAUGAUACGAUGGGCGAUACUGGAGUCCCCAGAGAAGCAGCUUACUCUGAACGAAAUCUAUCACUGGUUUACCCGCAUGUUUUUCUACUUUCGUCACAACACCGCCACAUGGAAGAAUGCUGUUCGGCAUAACCUCAGUCUUCAUAAGUGCUUUGUGCGCGUUGAAGGAAGAAAAGGUUCUGUUUGGACCGUGGAUGAAGAGGAAUUUCUGAGAAGAAAAGGACAAAAGUUUCACAGGGAUCAGGAUAUGGGCUGGAUGGCACCUUUUCACCUGCUUCCUGUGACUCCACAAGGUGAAACUUAUCAGAUGCAAGGCCCAAAUGGACUCUAAUGAAGAGAUUACAAUCGCAUUUCUUAGUAGGAAUGAUAAAUAUUAUGAUAGUUUAAAAUUAACUUUAAUUUUUUAUAACAUAUAUGUUUUAAACAUAUAUCUGGCAGUCUGUUUCAGACCUAAUUAUGUUUUUUUGGGGAAAAAAAACUUUUGUGUAAGGAAUUAUGAAUCUUGCAUAAUCCAAAGGUAAAGUUAAGUAGUGGGUGUUCAGCAAACUUUUCACUAUCCUUCUUGCUUUUAAAUGUACUGAUUAUAAAGUACAAGUACGUUUUUUAUAAAGCUUACAAUUGUACAUCAAUAAUGAUACUAAUAGCAUCGUAUGUAAAUACAUUUAAUAUGGUACUUAAUUUAAUAAUUAUGCUGUUAAACAAUAACUGUACAUUUUCUCUCUAUGAAUUAAUGUCUUAAAAUAUGAUAUUCAAAUAAAGGUCCAA